CGGCGUACCCCGCGACCGUCGGCUUCUCCUCCGACCGCUAAUGUUUUGGCCAAUUCAAGAUGGCGGUGCAGGAGUCAGCUGCUCAGCUGUCCAUGACCCUGAAGGUCCAAGAGUACCCGACUCUCAAGGUGCCCUACGAAACACUGAAUAAACGCUUCCGAGCUGCUCAGAAGAACAUCGACCGUGAAACGAGCCACGUCACCAUGGUGGUCGCCGAGCUGGAGAAGACCUUGAGCAGCUGCCCUGCCGUGGACUCAGUGGUCAGCCUUCUGGACGGCGUGGUGGAAAAGCUCAGUGUCCUGAAGAGGAAGGCGGUGGAGUCCAUCCAGGCCGAGGACGAGAGCGCCAAGCUGUGCAAGCGCCGGAUCGAGCACCUCAAGGAGCACAGCAGCGACCAGCCGGCGGCGGCCAACGUGUGGAAGAAGAAGCGCAUGGACCGCAUGAUGGUGGAGCACCUGCUGCGCUGCGGCUACUACAACACGGCCGUGAAGCUGGCGCGGCAGAGCGGCAUCGAGGACUUAGUGAAUAUCGAGAUGUUCUUGACGGCCAAAGAAGUGGAGGAGUCCUUGGAGAGGCGGGAGACAGCCACCUGCCUGGCCUGGUGCCAUGACAACAAGUCCCGACUGCGGAAGAUGAAGAGCUGCCUGGAGUUCAGCCUGCGGAUUCAGGAGUUCAUCGAGCUCAUCCGGCAGAAUAAGAGGCUGGACGCCGUGAGACACGCAAGAAAGCACUUCAGCCAGGCUGAAGGGAGCCAGCUGGACGAGGUCCGCCAGGUCAUGGGCAUGCUGGCCUUCCCGUCAGACACACACAUCUCCCCGUACAAGGACCUUCUGGACCCAGCCCGGUGGCGGAUGCUGAUCCAGCAGUUCCGCUACGACAACUACCGGCUGCACCAGCUGGGCACCAGCUCCGUGUUCACCCUCACCCUGCAGGCUGGCCUCUCGGCCAUCAAGACCCCACAGUGCUACAAGGAAGACGGCAGCUCCAAGAGCCCCGACUGCCCCGUGUGCAGCCGGUCCCUCAACAAGCUGGCGCAGCCCCUGCCCAUGGCCCACUGCGCCAACUCCCGCCUGGUCUGCAAGAUCUCCGGCGACGUGAUGAACGAGAACAACCCGCCCAUGAUGCUGCCCAAUGGCUAUGUCUACGGCUAUAACUCUCUGCUUUCUAUCCGUCAAGAUGAUAAAGUCGUUUGCCCGAGAACCAAAGAAGUCUUCCACUUCUCACAGGCUGAGAAGGUGUACAUCAUGUAGGCGGUCGCCAGUGCGCGGCGGCUGGGGUGGCGGCGGGCAGCAGGCGCCCCCUCUCAGCCCCCACCUGCCACGGCGUCUUGUUUCCUGCGACCAAAGAUCAGCGAGCGACGACAGAUACCCAUAGGAAGAGAGCAAAUGCGAUGUCAUAAGUUUGUACUUGAAAACGUUUCGACUGGUAGGAUUUUGUAACAUACGCCAACUAUUUGAUGCUUCUGAAACGUACUUUCACCUUUCACAGGCGACCUUUCUUUACAGACGGACUUCAACACCGAGGGAUACUUUUAGAAUAUUUCAAAAAUAGCAAUCGAUGAUUUCCCUCGUGGUUUCUCACAGUUUCCCUCCCUUUUUGCUAAUAACGAGACUUGGGAAACGGGGGCUGGUUCUUCACCAGACUCGAGUCUGCUUCAGCCCUGGACCUGGCCAAGUGGUGACGUGAGGUGUGACCGGGGGUGUGUUGCAGCAGCCCUGGCGUGCCCCACAAGUGACAUGACGGCUCCCUCCUGGAGCCGCUGCCAGACACCUGGCGCCUGCCUGCAAGCCCCCGAGGAGCCAGCCUCACGGGAACCCACCUGCCGCGCCAGGGCGUGCAAGCUACCGUCACACCGUGCGCGCCGCCUUACUUCCUGCUUUGAGAAUGUAUUCAUGUGGAAAUCCACUGGACCGAGUUUCUGCAGAGGCCUUGCCGGAUGGUUCCAUGCAUUUAGAGUCAACCUUAUUCAUUACAGAAACAAUUCAGUCGAGACAACUACCGACGAUCUUCUAGACACCCCGUGGUAGCUGGCACAGAACCAUGCUGUAGAGGUUUGUAUUUAGUGCUUAUUUUUGCAUGUUGAUGUUGAUUAGCUAAUAAACUGUAAAUGUAAAACAUGUUAAUAAAAUUGUUUUCUAUUUCUUAUUUCUGUGUAAAAAGGAGGCUGCUAUUGGGUUCUGUUUUUCCUCACCCUCGGCCCCAGUUUCGUUUUCCGG
Molecule: messenger RNA, 2216 nt
Organism: Trichechus manatus latirostris (Florida manatee)
Lineage: Eukaryota; Metazoa; Chordata; Mammalia; Sirenia; Trichechidae
Gene: MAEA
Product: macrophage erythroblast attacher, E3 ubiquitin ligase
Exons: 9
Coding region: 60-1250 (396 amino acids)
Biological process (GO): proteasome-mediated ubiquitin-dependent protein catabolic process
Cellular component (GO): cytoplasm; nucleus; GID complex
Molecular function (GO): ubiquitin protein ligase activity; protein binding
Source: RefSeq, a predicted model, not a curated record